AUGGGCAUUGGCGUUGACAUAGUUUCUCUAACUUUAAAGCCUUUAAAAGCCAUGAAAGGCCAGAUCAAGACGGAUUUUAUAGUGGAUCAUGUCAUGGUCGAAUCACCCUUGAAUAUGGUCGACACCACACCAUGGCGUCUAUAUUUUGAUGGAUCGAGUCACAAAGACGGAACAGGAGUCGGGGUAUUGAUAGUAUCCCCUCAGGUGGGUCCGACGAAGUUUAAGUACAAGAUCAGGGAAAAGUCUUCUAACAACAAACUCGAAUACGAGGCCUUAAUAGUCGGUCUUCAGCUUUUGAAAGGAAUGGGGGCCAGUCGAAUCAAAGUAAGGGAAGACUCAGAGUUGAUAAUAAAGCAAGUCACACGCGAAUAUAAGUGCAUCAAAGGGAGUCUGCUGAAAUAUUUUGUGACUGCAACACGAUUACUAGAACAUUUCGAAGUUGCAGACAUAAGACAUGUGCCCAGAGGCGAGAACCAAGAGGCCAACGAGCUGGCCCAAGUCGCUUCGGGGUAUAAGAUGUCUAAGUCGAAGUUACAAGAUAUGAUCGAGGUUCGAGGAAAAAUGGUGUCAAGUACGCCCCCAACAGAAGACGUCCUCGACGAGAACGUCAGUCUUGGCGGGGAGCCCGAUGAAGAGUGUCAAGAAACCCGUGAAGUCAAAUAG
This is a messenger RNA of Lathyrus oleraceus (garden pea), 663 nucleotides long. RefSeq lists its product as uncharacterized. The transcript has a single exon. The record is from RefSeq and is a predicted model, not a curated record. The coding region runs from base 1 to 663 and encodes 220 amino acids. NCBI's taxonomy places the organism in Eukaryota, Viridiplantae, Streptophyta, Magnoliopsida, Fabales, Fabaceae. Gene Ontology annotation, molecular function: RNA-DNA hybrid ribonuclease activity; nucleic acid binding.